This is a messenger RNA of Meriones unguiculatus (Mongolian gerbil), 2752 nucleotides long. Its product is annotated as zinc finger protein 345-like. Gene Ontology annotation, biological process: regulation of transcription by RNA polymerase II. Gene Ontology annotation, molecular function: DNA-binding transcription factor activity, RNA polymerase II-specific; RNA polymerase II cis-regulatory region sequence-specific DNA binding. The transcript has 5 exons. NCBI's taxonomy places the organism in Eukaryota, Metazoa, Chordata, Mammalia, Rodentia, Muridae. The record is from RefSeq and is a predicted model, not a curated record. Gene Ontology annotation, cellular component: nucleus. The coding region runs from base 114 to 2270 and encodes 718 amino acids.
CUGUAGAGAGAGGAAAGAUCACCACUGACCACUUAUAUGUAUAAGCUGCCCAGACGUAUUUUUCAAAUUCCGGAAGAGAGUGUCACAGUGUAUUUCACCAUCACCCUUACAGGAUGGAAGCCAUCAGUUUGUCCCAUGGUUUAUUUUCUAGGAACCCAAGUUACUUUCAUAAUGAAAAGACACAGCAGGAAGGGACAGUGUCUGACUGCUGGACAAGUUACCAGGAGUCAGUGACCUUUGAAGAUGUGGCUAUAGACUUCACCCAGGAGGAAUGGACUUUAUUGGACACACAACAAAGGAACCUUUACAGAGAGGUGAUGUUUGAGAACUCCUGGAACCUGGCCACAUUAGAAUGGGCUAUGCAACUUAACACCAGAGGGACAGUGUUUCAGCAGGAUAUUUUUCAGUUAAAAAUGGCAAAUGAGAUACAACUGUUACUCAGCCACAAUGGAAAGGAGCUCUGUGACCUGAAGCCACCUGGAGAAAUCAUCAGGGAAACUUUAUGUAGUCUCACACACACAGGUAUUCAAAGCACAGGAAACGUUUAUAAUUGCACUCAGAGUGGACAAGUCUUUCCUGCUUGGCCUAAGGAAACCUUUUCCGCAGACAAAGGUCCUCAAUUAAGUCAGAAUGGAAAAUACUUCAAUAUGAUUGCAAGUGCUACUUGCCAGACAACAUGUGUACAAGCCAAAUUCCUUGAAUCCAGUGAACUUCAGCAAGCCUUUGAUAGUCAGUCAGGCCUUCAGGCACUUGGGAAAAGUCACAGUGAAGACAAACUCCCUAAGGGAGUACAGUGUGGUGAAGCUUUUAAUGCAACCAUGAGCCAUGCUGGAAACGGUCAAACAUACACUGGGAGAAAAUCUUAUGAAUGUAAGGAAUGUGGUAAAAAAUUUAAAUAUUCUGCCAACCUUAAUAUUCAUAUGCGUACCCACACUGGGGAGAAACCUUAUCAAUGCAAGGAAUGUGGGAAAGCCUUUUCUAGGUGUUAUCCACUAACUCAGCACUUAAAAACUCACACUGAAGAGAAGCCCUUUGAAUGUAAAGUUUGUGGAAAAUGCUUUAGAAACUCCUCUUGUCUUAAUGAUCAUUUUCGGGUUCACACUGGAAUAAAGCCCUAUAAAUGUAAGGAUUGUGGUAAAGCCUUUACAGGACGCUCUGGCCUAAGUAAACAUUUACCAACACAUACUGGAGAGAAGCCUUAUGAAUGUAAGGAAUGUGGGAAAGCCUUCACUUCAACCUCAGGCCUUAUUAAACAUAUGAAAAGUCACAUGGGAGAGAGACCCUUUGAAUGUGAUCACUGUGGGAAAGCUUUUGCUUCUUCCUCAACUCUAAUUACCCAUUUGAGAACACACACGGGAGAGAAGCCUUAUGAGUGUAAAGUAUGUGGGAAAGCAUUUACAUGUUCUUCUUAUCUUCGUAUUCACAUGCGCACUCACACUGGAGAGAAGCCCUAUGUAUGUAAGGAAUGUGGCAGAGCCUUCACUGAGCGCACAAGCCUUACUAAACAUUUACGAACACACACUGGAGAAAAUCCAUUUGAGUGCAAUGUGUGUGGAAAAGCAUUUGCAUGUUCUUCCUAUCUUCAUAAUCACAUACGAACUCACACUGGAGAGAAACCUUAUAUAUGUAAGGAAUGUGGGAAAGCCUUCACUGUUUCCUCACAUCUAAGUAAACAUGUAAGAAUUCACACAGGAGAGAAACCCCAUAAGUGUGAGGAAUGUGGGAAAGCAUUCACUGUGCGCUCUGGUCUUACAAAACAUAUUAGAACUCACACUGGGGAGAAGCCCUAUGAAUGUAAGGAGUGUGGGAAAGCUUUUGCCACAUCUUCAGGCCUCCUUGAACAUAUAAGAAGUCACACAGGAGAGAAACCAUAUGAAUGUGACCAGUGUGGAAAGUCUUUUGCUUCUUCCUCCUACCUUAUUGCACAUUUGAGAAUUCAUACUGGAGAGAAGCCCUUUGAAUGUCAUGAGUGUGGGAAAGCAUUUACAUGUUCCUCCUACCUUCAUAUUCACAUGCGAACUCACACUGGAGAGAAACCCUAUGAAUGUAAGGAGUGUGGGAAAGCUUUUGCUGUUUACUCACAUCUAAGUAAACAUGUCAGAAUUCACAGUGGAGAGGAACCCUAUAAAUGUAAAAGUUAUGGAGUAGCCUUCAGUAGUUCUCAUCUUACAGAACACAUAAAAACCCUUGAGAUAAAGUCUUUGGUUGGAAGGAAUGAAGAGACUGCUUUAGGAAGUUCUGUUGCUUUAGCAGUACAUUCAGAUUCAUAGUGGCAAGAAAGCUUAUCAGUGUAAGCCAUUUGUAAAGUGAUUAUGUCCUAGUUGACUACAAAGACAUGAAAGAACUCAUGUUGUAAAAAGGCCUCAUGAACUUAGAGAGUGGGAAGUGAUCAGAAUGUUCAAAAUACAGCUCACAUGAACUCACUUUGAAGCUGCACAAUGUCAGAAACAGAAAGUCUUAACUAUUUCUAGGGCUUUUUUAUAAGUAUGUGAGAGAAAGUCUGUUGGCACAUAACGUAUUUCUGUUUAGUGCUUUGAUGAUUACCUACAGUACCACAGUGGAGGACUUUGUGAAAGUAAGAAAUUUUGGAAAGUAGAUAUUUACGUUAGUCAUCAACGUUCAAUAAACAUGAAGUGAUUCACAUUUGGGAAACUUUGCGUAUAAAAUAUGGAGAUUGUUUCUGUGUCUUAAGAUCUUGUAUACUAACAGAAACCUGGCUUUCUUGAUGGUUUUAUAAACUUGUUUUGACCAA